AUGUCCGACGAAGACCUGCUGUACGUGCUCAGUCUGUUCGCGGUCGAGCCGACGCGCUGGGUUGAGCGCUUCGAGUGGCGCGCGAUGGAUGCGCGGGAACGGGGCGCGCUUGCGGUGCUUUGGAGGUCCGCGCGGCUAGGCGAUGAAGAGCGUUUAGCCCCCGCAUACUAUAAAGAGCCCCAGUCCGAGGCCGUACCAGUACGGCGCCUGCAGCUGUACUGGUUCGAAUGUUGUACUGGUCCGUGGUCUCAACCUAUGCUGGUACGCAUAUCGUACCAGUCCGUCGACUGA
Xylaria bambusicola is the source of this 291-nucleotide messenger RNA. RefSeq lists its product as uncharacterized. The record is from RefSeq and is a predicted model, not a curated record. The transcript has 2 exons. NCBI's taxonomy places the organism in Eukaryota, Fungi, Ascomycota, Sordariomycetes, Xylariales, Xylariaceae. Bases 1 to 291 code for a protein of 96 amino acids. Gene Ontology annotation, molecular function: oxidoreductase activity.